Aspergillus nomiae NRRL 13137 is the source of this 1473-nucleotide messenger RNA. RefSeq names its product putative neutral amino acid permease. Lineage: Eukaryota; Fungi; Ascomycota; Eurotiomycetes; Eurotiales; Aspergillaceae. Gene Ontology annotation, cellular component: vacuolar membrane. The transcript is spliced from 3 exons. Gene Ontology annotation, molecular function: amino acid transmembrane transporter activity. Gene Ontology annotation, biological process: amino acid transmembrane transport. The record is from RefSeq and is a predicted model, not a curated record. Bases 34 to 1473 code for a protein of 479 amino acids.
CGAAACCAUCUCUCACGGACCAAACUCCUCCCCAUGCUGGACAACAAGAAGGGAAAGGCCAGCAAGGCGUACGAUGGCGAUCGAACAAGUCCCUAUUGGUCAAUAUUCGAGGAAAAAGAGGUCUUCAAGAAGACUGAUAUUGGAGUCAACUUCCGUCAAGUUGGGUGGUUCAAUGCGGGUGUGAUCUUCAUUAAAAUACUCUUUGCGACAGGGGUGCUAUCACUGCCAUCAGCGCUACACUCACUGGGAGCCAUAGGAGGUUCAAUUAGCAUCGUGGCUUGGGGAUGCUUCAAUACCUAUUGUUUUGUCAUUCUAGGCAACUUUCGCACAAAACACCCUUACUGCCAUUCGAUCGCUGACAUGGCUGAGGUUGUCGGAGGUAUAGUUGUGAAGGAGGCAACGGGGUUAUUGUAUAUCAUUGCCUAUGUCCUGGCGACAGGAAGUGGCAUUGUUGGUGUGUCGACCGCGCUGAAUGCCCUUUCGCGCCAUGCCGCAUGCACUGUCUGGUGGUCAUUUCUUGCCACAGUUGUCAUUAUCGUGACCGCCUCCAUUCGCAAACUUCAGCAUGUGGGCUGGCUCACCUAUGCUGGCUUUAUUUCUAUUUACGCCGCUGUACUAAUCGUUGUGAUUGGGGUAACUACACGAGACCGACCAGCAGCUGCACCUCAGGAGGGCCCAUAUGAACUAGGCUUCGUGGCAAUCAAUAAUCCUGGAUUUGCGGCCGGCAUGGUCGCCUCCUGCACGAUAUUUGUGUCAUCAGCCGGCACCAGUGCCUUCUUGCCUGUCAUCUCGGAGAUGCGUAACCCAAAAGAUUACAAGAAGCCGCUAUACUUUUGUAUGACUCUUGUCACCACUUCGUACCUUGCCUUUAGCUUGGUUGUCUAUCGCUGGUGUGGGAAGUGGGUGGCGAGCCCAUCUUUGGGGAGUGCAGGUCAAACGAUAAAGAUGGUGUCUUACGGUGUUGCGUUGGUGGGAUUGAUCGUGAGCGCUACGCUGUACCUGCAUGUGGCGGCCAAGUAUGUUUUCGUACGCAUUCUAGGAAACUCGCGGCACUUGCAGGCCAACACAGUCGUCCAUUGGGGUACUUGGAUUGCAAGCACUGUCAUCCUCGGUGCCCUUUCCUUCAUCCUGGCGGAGGCGAUUCCAAUCUUUAACUAUCUCAUUGCCCUUAUUGGCUCCGUGUGUUUUGCCCCCCUCGCCAUGAGCCUUCCGGGCUGGCUGUGGCUAUACGACCACUGGCACUACAAGAAUGGUACUGUGAAACACAAGGUCGUGUUCAUUCUUCAUUGCGGCCUGGUGCUUCUGGGGCUUUUAUUUCUGGUUGGAGCGACGUACGGUGUCGUUAUCCAGAUUAUUGAUGCCUACAGUUCCGGAACUAUUGGUAUGUGCUGGCUAUCCCGUAGGAAAGUAUUUACUGACAUUGACUUGAAAGGAUCGGCAUUCAGCUGUGCAGAUAACUCAAAUUCGUCCUGA